This is a messenger RNA of Arabidopsis thaliana (thale cress), 1235 nucleotides long. Its product is annotated as LisH and RanBPM domains containing protein. NCBI's taxonomy places the organism in Eukaryota, Viridiplantae, Streptophyta, Magnoliopsida, Brassicales, Brassicaceae. The transcript has 6 exons. The record is from RefSeq and is marked reviewed. Bases 228 to 902 code for a protein of 224 amino acids.
UAGAAAGAAGCCAUUUCGCUCCAAAGUCUCCAGAAUUUUCCUUCUCAUUCCCGGAAAAUUUCUACAGGUAUUUUCUGGGGAAAACGAAAAUUACGUCAAAUCUUCCGUAAACAUUACGCUAUUGCAUCGCGCAUCCGGAUUUUGAACUUUGACUAAAGAUCUUAAUUCUAAUUUCUUGUUCAGUUCCUUGGAUUUGCUCGAUUUCGGAAGAGAACGAAGAAGAUAGUAUGGAAACUCCGAAGAUCGUAGUAACGAGUGAAGAUUGGGAAUCGAAGCUAAGUGAUGUGGAAAUUUUGAUAGAAGACAUGAACAGACUCGUGAUGAAUCUUCUUGUGGCUGAAGGAUAUAGAGAAGCUGCUGAGAAAUUCAAAGAGGAGUCUAUAACUAUGCCAGAGGAAGAUCUUGCUAGCAUGAAUGAGCGAUUGGAGGUGAUAAAAGCUAUCGAAUCCCGAAAUCUCGAGGAUGCAAUUGAGAAGUUGAAUGCACUAAACCCUGAGAUUAUCAAAACAAGUUUUCACCUCCACCAGCAAAUGUUGAUCGAGUUGAUCCGUGAGAAGAAGACCGAGGAGGCUGUUGCGUUUGCACAGGAAAAACUCGCGCCACUAGCUGAGGAGAAUGAGGCCUUACAAAGAGAACUGGAAAAAACAGUGUGUAUACUCGUUACUGAAGGUCUCCCUAACUGCCCGUCCAGGGAGCUUUUCCACAACUCGCAGUGGAUUAGGACUGCUAGCCACGUAAACGAAGCAAUCCAUACAAGCCAGACUGGAGAAAAAGGUCCUGAAUUGGAGCGCUUGUUGAAGGAGCUGAUUUGGACUCAGAAUCAACUGGAUGAAAAAACAGUCUAUGUGUAUCCACGCAUGAAUGAUUUUUCCACUGGCCAGCUCAUAUACCGACCAGAAUGAUUCUUCUUCCCUUUCAACAACUAACGGCUCUGCAAAAGGGAACAUAUAUAGUGAUAUAUAACUGAUCUGUCGCAAGAACAUGAUGACCAUUUCUUCCUAGUGAGUAUUUUGAGUGAGGGGGGAGUUUUUAGCCUUGCUCUUAUGAUUUAGGGAUUUUCUUAUUCAUGACAAUAUUGGACCCCUAGGUAGUACUAAUAACAAGAGAGGGUUUUUGUUUUCAAAUGUUGGUUUACUGGUUAGGCUUUUAUUCUCCACCAUGGUAUGGUUCCUAUAAAGCUACAUAAGAAUUCAUUUUGAAGUUUGUUUGGUGUGUGACCGAAGAACCAAAAAAAA